GGAUGCCAACCGCCGUUAAACAGAAAGAAGAAGAAGAAGAAGUAGUAGUAGAAAAAGAAGAAGACAGUUUUUUUGUUUCACAGAGCUACGUCCCUGGCUUUAAUUGUAUUGUUUUUAAGUCAUUUUUACCUGUCUACACUGAUAGGUAACGAUAGCAGGGGCUUCAUCAUGUCGGGGAUGGAGAUGCUCAGAGUUCUGGUGAAUGAGCGCCUAGCAGCAGCUGCAGAGGAAAUCUUUGGGCUUGUUGGAAAGACAAUAUCAGAGUAUCAGGAUGAAGUUAUGCGCUCCAAAAGGGAAAUCUGUGAGCUAAAACAGCAGAUCGAGCAGCUCACAGAAUUAAAACCUGGAGGGAAAUCAUUUAAAACAGGUUAGCAGCAUCAAUCUUCAAAGUUAAGGUCGCUUUACCGAAGUUAGUCUUUAGCUGGAUACUUGGCGUACCCCUGCUAUAAACUAUCCCUCUAGCUUCUUAAUCAAGGCACAAGCAAGAUGACAAAUUAUCAAAGAUAAUUUUAUUUCAUUGAUUUGUCUUUAUCUUUUUUUUUUUUUUUAGAAACUGAGAAGCUGUGUCCUUCUCUGCAGCUAUGUGACAUCAAAGUGGAGCAAAUCAAAGUGCAGCAGAUUCCAGUCCUGGUGCAGACCGAGACUGAAGAUCAGCCACUGGUCAAAGAGGAGCAGGAGGAUCAGUGUAUCCGCUCAGACACUGAGGUUGAUACUUACUGCUGUGCAGGACCCAGAGUUCCUAAAUCAGAACCAACCAUUCCAUGUGAGCCGUUUACAUCCAGCAGUGCUGACACCGUCAGUGUAAACGAAAGCAGAAAUGACAGGAGGAGUAAAAGGAGUGGAUCAUCGCCCCAAGGUAAGGUUCAUAGUGUUGAAGUGACUGUGGACCAGGAGCAGGUUGCGAAGGAGAUAGAGUCUCUUUGUUUUUGUGGUGAAUCCUUCUUUCUAUAACCAGCAUUCUUAUUGAAGUAGUAUAUAUAAACACAUUUACAAAUACAUCCUUAAUAAACCAACCAGGAGCAUUAAAACAGAAGUUGUAAAACAGAAUUGAACAAGACUUUUACUCAUGAAAUAUUAUUGCCCUGUGCACAACACUGAGUCCUCAUAACUUGAUCAAACUUUAUAUAAAAAAAGUUCUUCAGUUUGUGGUCUCAACAAUAGUGCAGUCCUCUUGUGUGCGGGGAAUGUCUGUAUUUUUGUAUUUUGUAAUUUGAGACUUAAAUGUUUGAAGAUGUUAUUCUGAGAGGUCCAUGAUUAUGUUCGUGCAAGGUUAAAACGUGGUCACUAUUACUACUACACUACUUUUGAGGUCUAUAUGCUGUGAAUUAAUAAAACCUAGAACAGUGUCUUGUAUUCUUUCUAUUUACAGUGCAUGAAGACUGGGAUACUGUCAGAAAAGGUGUGUCUAAUGAAUUGACUGCACCCCUCUCAUCAGUGGACCCCCUUUAUACAUGUUUACACCACCCAAGACCCUCCUCUCGAAAAACACAGAACUCAUGGAUAAGCAAAUUGCAAAUUCCCUGGGGCCAUUUGCCUGCGUCUCUCUUACAUGCCAUAGGAAGAGGAACAAGAGCCUUUCCUACAGAUAAGAGAGCCAUGGUAAGAGCUGUGGUGAGCGCCAUGCAGGAACACUGUCCCAAACCUGACAAAGGGGCAUGUAUAGAGGUAGCCAAAAUGAUUGUGACACAAUACCCGGUGACUUUUGCAGACCCAACAGCUGAAGGAGGACAAUUUGGGAAAAGCGUCCUUUCAUUCGCACGUAAGCUCAAGACAAGAAUUGACGUCAGCAGUCGCAGGAAGCGCAAGAAAACAUGACGGAAUACAAAAACCAGGGACUAUUACAGAAAGAGGUGAUAUUGUUUCCCCAACUAGCCUCUUCAGCUCAUCCCUAAGCUUUAUAUUUAGGCAACUUGGGAAAAUUGGAGAUAGACUCUCUCAGCUCAAGAUGUUGGGAAAAAAAAACCUCGCACAAAAUCUAAAUGAUCUGUCAGUGGACCCAUGCUGUACACACUGAAGAGCAUGUCUGAACACCAAGACUGUAGUUUAGUUUGUAGUACAAUGCUACUCCAUGCUUUCUACAGAUAUUCCAACAAGGGGUCUCUCACUUUUUGCCUUGUGAAGAUUGUCUUCCGCUGAAGAGAAUUUUAAGGGGUGCCCUGAAUUAUUGUUCCUUUUAGAGGAUAUGUGUUUGGUUCAAACAGUAUGGUUAGAAGAACAGGAAGAGGGAAAGACAAUGAAAAAGACAGAAAAAGUUUGUAAGAUUCCAAAACUACCAGUGAAAAAGGUUGAAAUGAGGAAUGCAACCAGUGAGUGUGAGCUAUUUGGUUAACAAUGUAAGAACUUUCUGAAAUUGUUAACAAAUGUUUUCUACAUGUGCAAACACACAGUGGAAUCAAAGACACGCAGAAAAGAGUGUUAUCAGUUGAUGUUGUGCCAUUUCUUUUCAAUAAAAUGGUCAAUUAACUAAGUGUA
This is a messenger RNA of Xyrichtys novacula (pearly razorfish), 2472 nucleotides long. The record is from the annotation of a GenBank genome assembly. NCBI's taxonomy places the organism in Eukaryota, Metazoa, Chordata, Actinopteri, Labriformes, Labridae.